AUGGAAGAGGAUGAACACGACGAGCUCCUGUCGAAGGAAGCUGGAGACGACGCAUCCGAGGAAGCAGGCCAAUUCCGCCAGCAUAUCGGUUCAAGCGUUAGACGACGUGUAACCGCAUGCUUUCCCUGGGCUUUGAGCUUUGUCUUGGCCGUAGCUCUGGUCAUUGUGACGACAUGGAAGCUGCACCCAACCACGGAAUCGUAUGCUGCUGGCUGGUAUACAGAAAUGCCGGCUGCACGUUCUUUGAUACAAGUUAUGCGCGAUGGGCAGCCCACCGAGAUCCAGCAUGAUGGGGAGCGGUUCGUCCCUCCUGUUCGUCAAUACGUUGGGACACCGACGCCAGAGAUGGAUAGUGCUUGGGAUAAGCUCGAAGCGCGUCGGUCUCUCCUUUCUGUUAAGCGUCUCCUGCCGAUGAGAGGUGCUAACUCGUCGCCAGCAAUCAUACUUGAGCUUGAAAAGGACGAGAUAGGCACGUUUGCGCCAUUGUUGAUGCAAUCGCCUACGAACAGCACCAAGUACUUGUCUGGAAUCCAGGUCAUCCACCAACUCCAUUGCCUCAACGCCGUUCGAAAGGGCGUUUAUCAAGACGUUUACGGGAAACCAGACAAACACCAACUCCUACACAUGGGUUAG
This is a messenger RNA of Colletotrichum destructivum, 633 nucleotides long. RefSeq names its product Putative mycotoxin biosynthesis protein UstYa. The coding region runs from base 1 to 633 and encodes 210 amino acids. The record is from RefSeq and is a predicted model, not a curated record. The transcript has 2 exons. Gene Ontology annotation, biological process: mycotoxin biosynthetic process. Lineage: Eukaryota; Fungi; Ascomycota; Sordariomycetes; Glomerellales; Glomerellaceae.